GACCACGUCAUGCAAGAUGCGAGCCCCACGUAGGUAGUACGUGUUCCAAGCCAAGAACAGAAUCUGCAAACCAGUAACUACCAAAACCAGCCAUAUACCUUUGCCACUCAUCUUCUGAAACCUCGAAGAAUAUGUCACUUAUAACCAUGGAUAGAUUCAGAAGAACCACCCUUUUCUUUCUUCUUUUCUGCAUUCUGAUCAUUCUCCAAUUCCAGCUUGCAACACUUGAUGAAGGUGGCCAGAAUGUUGCUCAAGAUCAAGAUCAUCCAGAAAAACCACUUCUUUCUAAGGUGCUGUUGGACACCAUUUCUCUUCUCAGAAAGUCCCACAAAAGUUCCUGGGAGAAAAUCAAAACUGUCAUACAUGAUCUGCAGAUGCAGUUUUCCCCACCAAAUUUAGAUUUCAGGGGUGGGGGAGAGACAGAACAUGAUGUUAAAGAAGCAGUUGGGAAGAGCUUUGACAGAAGCAAGGAAACAGUUGAGGAAACUGCUAAAUCAGCAGCAAAUGUUGUUGGAGAAGCAAUUCAUAAGACAACAGAAAAGGUGAAAGAGGGUACUGACUCAGAGAAAGAGUCUAAAGCAGAACUUUGAUAAAAAACCUUGCCUUUUCUUUUUGGGGAUCAAAAUUGUAAUGAUGUUGAUGGAGGAGAUAGCUAUCUCUGUAUGAAACAAUUUAUUUAUGUUAACAUUAAAUUAGCCAACUUCAUUUACAUUAUUUUUCAUUUUGUGUUUGAUUGAAAUUAGUUCAUUGGCGCCAGUGUGGUACUUCCAUGAUCAUACCACAAACAUUUUAAGGAAGUGUAGACCAGUUGUAAACCAUAGAGGACGACCUCAACUAGCGAGUGCUUUAGUGCGCGUUUGGAAAACCUACUAAAAGGUUAUCGCACUGAGAGUAGUGAUUUAAAGAGAAGCUAUUGUGAAUCCAAAAAUGUUAUGAAC
Messenger RNA from Lotus japonicus, 938 nucleotides. RefSeq lists its product as uncharacterized. The record is from RefSeq and is a predicted model, not a curated record. Bases 132 to 590 code for a protein of 152 amino acids. NCBI's taxonomy places the organism in Eukaryota, Viridiplantae, Streptophyta, Magnoliopsida, Fabales, Fabaceae. The transcript is spliced from 2 exons.